ACGACGCCUCUUGCAGCUUUGUAUCGAUUCACUUAAAUUGAAACACCGUCAUUAUUUCCGAGCGUCUCAUAACAUUGAUUUCCACAUAAAUUUACUGCAGCAAUCGAAUCUACAGCGAUUAAUACACAAUUAUCCAGUUUGGUUGGAUAGCAUAGUUAAUGAUCAAAAGGCGGCGAACAGUAUCAAGUGAUUGCCUAGAGGAAACAAUGGAAGAAAGCGUUUUAGAACAAUCACCGACAACAGUGUCGACACGCAAACGAAAGCGUCUAGAUCCGAUGGAAAUGUGCCAGCAGCUAUAUGACUCAUUGCGAGCCAUCAAAAAGUCCGACGGUACAAUGCUUUGUGACACCUUUGUACGUGCACCAAAACGGCGCCAAGAGCCCAGUUACUACGAUGUCGUUGACAACCCAAUCGAUUUACUGCGCGUCCAACAAAAAUUAAAAACCGAAUCAUACGAAGAUGUUGAAGACUUAACCACUGACUUGGACCUAUUGGUAAAUAAUUCAAAGGCAUUUUAUAAGCCCGAUUCAAUUGAGCAUCAAGAUGCAUGUUUGCUUUGGGAUACGUAUCAAGCAAACAAAGCCAAAUUGCUUGAAUCAAAUGUGGGUGGCGAUGAUGAGCCAAGCAGCAAAGUGAAAAAAAUUGGACGUCCAAGAAAAUCGGCACUUGACAACGAUGAUCAGAUAUCGGAAACGUCAUCCAAGGCAACCGACGAAGAUAUUGAAAAUUAUGAGGAAUUAUUCGCGUCGGUGAUGACAGCAACCGACGAUAAUAGUCGCCCAUUAAAUUUAAUGUUCCAACUAUUACCAUCGAAACGUGAAUAUCCGGAUUAUUAUGACAUCAUCGAACAUCCAAUCGAUCUGAAAUUUAUCGCUACAAAAAUUCAAACAAACGCCUACAUCACGUUGGCCGACAUGGAGAAGGAUUUGCUGCAAAUGACAAAAAAUGCAUGCGUAUUCAAUGAACCCGGUUCACAAAUCUACAAAGAUGCAAAAACGUUGAAGAAGAUAUUCACAGCGAAACGAGCUGAAAUCGAGUCGGGAAAGUGUAAACCGCGUGAAAAUAAGACACGCAAACGUGGACAAAGUUUAAGUGCAAUGGUGGCUGCGCUAAAGGAACCAGUUGAAGAUUCUGAAGAAGAAAACGAUGAGAAUGUGGAAACAGAUGGUGACGGUCCACUUUGGAAACUCUUUGAUCAACUUUAUAAUGCCCCCAACUCAACAGAAAAUCCCAAUGCCCCAGGAUCAUCACUUGGCGAAUCAAUGUGGAAACUACCAAAUCGACGAUUCCAUCCGGAAUAUUAUUUCACCAUAACCAAACCAAUUUCUAUGGCGCAGAUUCGUAAUAAAUUGAAGAAGGGCGAUUACGCAAACAUCGACGAUUUAACAUCCGAUUUAUAUUUGAUGGUUAACAAUGCGAAAAAAGCAUUCCCGCCGACACAUAAAGUGCAUCGAGACGCUGUAAAAAUGCUUAAACUACUCAAUAUGAAAUUAAACGAUGCAUCUGGUGACGAUGACAGUGACGAGGAUGAAGAAGAGUCCACAACAAAUUCAUCAACUCAGUCCCUUUCAAAAAAGAAACCAAAACCAAGAGUGACCUCAACAUCGCCCGCCGGUUCGUCGCUUAAUAUAACAAGCAGUUCACCGAACAUUACAACCGGCAUCAGUCCGAAAUGCAAAUUCCCAAACAAUCCAAUUCUAAAGAAGAAAUUGCUGAAUUUACAGAAAUUUUUAUCGGAAUACACACUGGAUGGCAGACGACCAAUGACUUUGUUCAUGGAGAAACCAUCGAAACGACAGUACCCCGAUUACUAUGAUAUCAUUCAACAUCCAAUCGAUAUGGUGACCAUACGAUACAACAUCGAAGCGGAUAAGUAUGGUACUUUGGAUGAUGUUGUCGGCGAUUUUCGUUUGAUGUUCGCCAAUUGUCGCAAGUACAACGAAGAAGGUUCACAAAUUUACGAAGAUGCAAACAUUCUGGAACGUGCUCUCAACGAAAAACUUAAAGAAUUCUCUGGUAUCAAUGAUCGUCGACUAACACCGAAAAUAAUCAAAGGUGGUCGCAAACAAAUAUCCCCAAUGGACACUAAACUUCGUCAAUUGUAUGAUGCCAUUCGAGACUAUCGUGAACCGAAAGCAAAUCGUCAGUUGGCCUUGAUCUUCAUGAAGUUGCCAUCGAAAAGCGAUUAUCCCGAUUACUACGAUAUUAUCAAGAAUCCAAUCGAUAUGGAAAAAAUUGCGCAUCGUCUCAAACAACAAUUCUAUGAUAAUAUCGAUGAAAUUGCUGCUGAUUUCAUGUUGAUGUUUGAAAAUGCAUGCAAAUACAAUGAGCCUGAUUCGCAAAUUUACAAAGAUGCAUUGUUGUUGCAGCAAAUAUGUAUUCAGACCAAACAACAAUUACGUGAUGGUGACGAUUCGGUUCCAGAUGUACCGCAAGCUGUCCAAGAAUUACUAUUGUCCUUAUUCACAACAUUUUAUAACCAUCAAGAUGAAGAGGGUCGUUGUUUCUCCGAUUCACUUGCUGAAUUACCCGAAUACGACGAAGUUGAUGGUAUUAAAACGCGAGCCAUUUCAUUGGAUUUGAUUAAGCGUCGUUUAGAUAAAGGGCUUUACAAGCGAUUGGAUACAUUCCAAGAGGAUGUGUUCACUUGUUUGGAUCGGGCACGUAGAUUGUCACGCACCGAUUCGCAAAUAUUUGAAGACUCCAUUGAAUUACAGUCGUUUUUUAUUCGUAAACGUGACGAAGCUUGUAAAGAUGUACUUACAUCACCAGCUCUCAGCUAUACUGCCAUGCAUUUGAGCGCUUCCGUCGAGGCAGUACGACAAACAAAACUAUUGCAAGAAGAACAAGAACAGGAACAAGAGAAUGAUAUGGCAAUGCACGGUGAAAGCAUGACAAUCGACCAAAAAGUGUAUUCGCCCGGAGAUUUUGCCUAUUACGAUGUGCCAGAGAAUAAACUUCCUGGCGUUAUUUACAUUGAACGUUUAUGGACGAAUCAAGAAGGCAUUCAAAUGAUGUACGGUAACAUUUUCUUACGACCAUUUGAAACGUAUCAUGUUACAACACGCAAAUUCUUGGAACAAGAACUAUUUAAAAGCGAUCAACAUGAAGCGAUGCCAUUGAGCCGUUUAGGCAACAAAUGUUUUGUCAUGAGUGCCAAGGACUAUUUUAAGCAGAAGCCCGAUGAAUACACGGAUAAAGACAUUUUUGUUUGCGAAUCACGUUAUUCAACAAAAUUGCGGGCAUUCAAGAAGAUUAAGAACUGGCCAUUUAUGAACACGACACCGUUAGUUCAACGUGACACACCACUCGAGCCGAAACGUGUCAUGUCCGUUUUUAAAGAACGCGUGGAAAAACAUAAAGGCGAAUUGGCCGAAUUGCAACUUCAAGAGGCACUCAUUGAGAAAGAGAAACCAAAUAUCUUGGCUUUAUCACCAGCAUCAACUGAUGAUGGUAAUAAUUACUAUGAACAAUACAACAUUGUAGGUAAUGGUGUUAUCAAAAGCGGAGAUUUUGUAUACGUUGCCACUGACACGGGAAAACAGUCAAUCGCACAAGUGCAAAGCAUUUGGGACACAAAAGAUGGAAAGUCAUACAUCAAAGGACCAUGGCUUCUUUUGCCUCCGGAAGUGCCCGGAACGGCAAAUCGUUUCUUUUAUCGCCAAGAACUGAUGCUGUCAACAACACAAGAUAUCAGUCCAACCAUUGCUGUGGUCGGUCGAUGUGCUGUUUUGGAGUAUAGCGAAUAUAUCUCGUUACGUCCAACUGAAAUCCCAGAGAGUGAUGUUUAUGUAUGUGAGUCAACAUAUGACGAAAGCAAAAAGCAAAUUCGAAAAAAUGUGCAAGGUCAAGGUUUGCGAAAAUUUACGCACAGUCAACUUGUGACACCCGAUGAAAUUUAUCAUUUGAAAAACUUAAUAACACCGAUCAAGGUGAGUGCAACUGAAAUAGCUGCCUUAGAACAAGUCAAAGUCAACAACGAUCCAGAUAUAAAAGCUGAAAAUGUCGAUGUGCUUGCACUCAAUGAAGAUUCAAUUGAUGUCCCUGACUUGCCCACAACAAUCGCCGAAGUAGUGCCAGUGUCAUCAUCAUCAGCGAGCACAAAUUUGAGCACACCAGUAUCGACAAAAAGGCCGAAAUACAAAGGCAAACUUGUUACUGGUUACAUUGUUUAUUCGAGUGAAGUACGUAAAGAUCGUGCGGCAAACAAUCCCGACUGUACAUUCGGUGACAUUUCACGAAUGGUCGGCAAUGAAUGGCGAAAUAUGUCAGCACAAGAGAAACAAUAUUGGGAAGAAAAGGCGUCACGAUCAAAUGAGGAGAGUGCUGCUAAAUACGCUGAAGAACAUGGUUGCUCGAGCCCAGUCCCACAACCACAAACGUUCCAGUCAUUCUUAACCGCUGAGCCAGUGCCAAAUCAAGUGUUCGAAUGCUGUUGGGACACAUGUGACUAUCAAUUCGAAGAUCCAAUCGAUUGUGUUGAACAUUGUAUCUCUGAGGGUCAUGGUCAUGUUAGCAACUAUUACAAAGAACCGCCACGAGCGAAAACCGGCGAAAUCGAUUUUACAUGUAUGUGGCGAAAUUGCAUUCGUAAGAUAAAAAAGAACACCAUUCCAUUUACACACUUGCAACGUUUGCUAAAGCAUGUUCGUGAAGUGCAUAUCAUCAAAUGUGGUCGAAUUGUCUUGCCACAAGAUCGCAGCAAAAAUUUUGUCGCAUCGAAGAAAAACCAGACACUUACACCACAAACACCAACAGCAAACAAUCAAAAUGCUUCGCCAGCAACAAAUAAUACAAUCUUGGCAUCACCCAUUCAACAGCAACAACAACAACCAGCUCAAACUGUUCAAGUCUUAUCAUCACCAGCAGCUGAACCUCUAUUUGUAACCGUCCCACCGAGACCACAACGAGUUUUACAUUCAGAAGCAUACAUCAAGUACAUCGAAGGCCUUCAAAACGAAUCUCGUUUCGUGACUCCGUGGGAAAAAUCACUAAAGGCCACUAGAGAGAGUAUACCAUCUAUCGAUCCAACCAAACUUCCUAUGUACUGGCUAGGACCAAAAUCGCCAGAAAAAUCAGCUGAUGCCAUUGACGAACUAUGGAAACUUCGCAAUUAUAUGAUGAAAGACAUUGUAACAAUAACCAAUGUCAUUCAUCCAUCCAAUUAUUGAUAACUUUUUUUUACUUUCAAUGCUUAAAAGUAGUUUCAUAGAUUUUGUUUUUCACAAAAUACAAAUACAAUCAAACAGUUCAACGAGACGAACAGUACACAUUUUGCAAAUUAGGUUUAUGAUUAUAUUUUGUUAGAAAAUAUGUAGAAAAUGGCACUCAAAUAAAGUAAAACCUUGAUACACAAUAAUAAUA
Contarinia nasturtii (swede midge) is the source of this 5364-nucleotide messenger RNA. It is a transcript of the gene polybromo, whose product is annotated as protein polybromo-1. The transcript has 16 exons. Gene Ontology annotation, cellular component: RSC-type complex. The record is from RefSeq and is a predicted model, not a curated record. The coding region runs from base 159 to 5171 and encodes 1670 amino acids. Lineage: Eukaryota; Metazoa; Arthropoda; Insecta; Diptera; Cecidomyiidae. Gene Ontology annotation, molecular function: chromatin binding; protein binding. Gene Ontology annotation, biological process: chromatin remodeling.